Klebsormidium nitens is the source of this 1998-nucleotide messenger RNA. The record is from the annotation of a GenBank genome assembly. NCBI's taxonomy places the organism in Eukaryota, Viridiplantae, Streptophyta, Klebsormidiophyceae, Klebsormidiales, Klebsormidiaceae.
UCGAAGCUCGCCUUCCAUUGGCCGCAAUCUAGCUCCUUCGAGGAGCGAGCAAGCUGCACUUUCCUUGCUAAAAGUUGCUGUCUCAUGAGUCAUGACAAUGUUGCUCUGCAGAAUGUGAAAGCGCGUUGAAUGCCGCCAUGUUGCAGUAGAUUUCGUAGGAUAGUCCUGUAGACACCUGUGUGUGGCACCUGGCGAGUUUCCAGGUCCCCACUUGCAAUCCUAGACCUUCUCAUUAAUCCCUUGGCUUUUUUUGGACACCGGUUGAGCAAGCAACAUUUUAGAAGUCGGUGGUCACGCGUCGAUUGAAAAUCUCAGAAAUGGAGGGGAACGGGCAAGCAAAGCUGUGCCUGUUUUUGGUUUUGUUCGCAUGUUGCACUUUGUUCGUGGUUGAUGCUCGGCCCUUUGGUCUUGCAAGCAUUUUGAACUUACCAGGUUCUGCUGCUACCAGUGAGCAACCAGUGUUGAACAACCGGCCACUCAUUGGUAUUUUGUCUCAGCCCGGAGAUGGUGAUGGGGGCGAGGUUGUACACAAGGAUGAAGAAGCCAAGUACAACACAUCAUACAUUGCAGCAUCUUAUGUGAAGUUUGUGGAGACUGGAGGAGCGCGCGCUGUUCCAAUCAAGUACGAUGCUUCAGACGAGGAGCUAGAGCGGAUUUUCAAGUCCAUCAACGGCCUUGUGAUCCCCGGGGGUGGGGCCGACCUGCACCUCAACACCACCAUCAUGCACGCAGUCAGCAAGCUUCUGCAGCUAGCUAUUGAUGCAAAUGACCGAGGGGACUACUUUCCUGUGCAUGGGACGUGCAUGGGCUUUGAGGCCCUCAGCAUCUGGGUGACGCAGGAUGACGACGUUCUGGAGAAAUUUGUAGCGGACGGCAUCCCGGGGCCUCUCAACUUCGUUUCAAAGGAGGCGCGGCAUGGGUCCAUGUUCCGGGCCAUGAGCAACAAGCUCAAGGACAAGCUGGAGGUCAUGCCGCUCGGCAUGGAGAACCAUGACUUCGGGCUGUCUCCCGCGAAGAUGGUCAGCAACGGCGCCCUGUCCAACUUCUUCCGUAUGCUGACCACCACCCCGGACCAGAACGGCAAGGUCUACGUUAGCUCCGUGGAGGCGCGACACUACCCCAUCUACGGCACGCAAUGGCACCCAGAGAAGAACGUGUGGGAGUGGCACGCUCCCGCCAUCCCUCACUCGGAAGAUGCCGUUCUCCUUACUCAGGCGACGGCCAAUUUCUUAGUCAGCGAGGCCCGGAAGAGUGGGCACCGGCCUGCUAGCGUGCAAGAAGAGCACGAGCUGCUCAUUUACAACUAUCAGCCCUACUACUCGGGCAAGGACGAGAAGGGGUAUUUCGAUCAGGUCUACAUCUUUGACGCGCCCCCAGGUUCAAUAGCCCAGGGAAAGGCUGAUGCGAACAAUGCUUAGGCGCAAGGCAGGUCUAGAGCAGGUCUAGAACGGUGUACUAGACAAAGGGUUUCUCGGCUCUGAUUAGUGCUUCACGAAUAGUUCAGUCGAUGAGCAGACGGUAUUGAUUUCGAGGUGAUUGUACAUUCUGUGCUUCUAUCUGUAGGCAUGUGGGAAGUAAGCUAGCAGUAGCCUAGCUUAAGGACUCACAGGGGAUACGAAGCUGCGUGCUUGGCAGGCAGGCUAGCAAUCGCUUGCAGGUUCAAUUGGGGUUGAUGGGAUGGAUCAUAGCUCGCAGGAUUAUAUAAAGUUUGUCAGUGUAGAUUAGGCCCGUACAUAUAUACACGUUAGAAGGAAGGAAGAAGCUUACUGCACCCAUAUAUGUCUAGGGUGCAGUAGAAUCAUUAUCGGAAUUCAAACACUCUUAGUACCUCAGUGUAUGGUACAGUACCGACAUGGGCCAGUCACAACCCCUGUUCGGGCCACCAGGUUUCUUUUGGUAACAUCUCCGUCUCUCUCUAGAUAAACAUCCAACCAAGCUUACGACACCGUUGGCUCUAGUACAGUAAGCAACAUGGACAUGCAACUCAUGAGCGGCGCC